Molecule: messenger RNA, 1362 nt
Organism: Symbiodinium sp. CCMP2592
Lineage: Eukaryota; Dinophyceae; Suessiales; Symbiodiniaceae
Source: the annotation of a GenBank genome assembly
AUGAACUGUCGCGUGGCGAUGCGACUGACGAGUCCCUGCAUGGGGGGCAGCUUAAGAAGGAGGAUCCUGCGGAGCUGGGGGCCGCUUCGUGGUUGCGGCUCACUGGCCGUCCUAAUUGAUGGCGACAACGUGUCUCCGGCCUCGCUACAGUCUGUGUUGCAGGCAGUGCGGUCGGUCGGCCAGAUCAAGUACAGCCGAAUUUACGUGAACCAACACAAAGCUUUACUCUGGAAGGACCAGCUCGCAGAGCAAGGCGUCGAGACGGUCGUGGUGCCGCAGUUGUCCUCAGGGCUGAAGGACCCGGCAGAUAUCAUGCUGGCUGUGGAUGCUGUGGAGGAAUGCUUGAAAGGCACAGCGCUUGGCAUCGCUGUAGCAUCGGAGGACGUGGACUUCGCCAUCGUCUUGCGGAAGGUUCGUCAGCUGGGCCGUCGGUCCUUUGCCGUGACCCCUGCGCGAUCAACUUCGCGGUGUCAAGAACUGCUGCGCUCGGCAGCAGACGAGCUUCUGCUCUUUGGGGAGCGUCCCAGCAUCAGCAAGGUGGCGGAGCAUCUGGACACGUCGUGCCUGGAUUCCAACGUGGAGCUGGCAGAACAGGUGGACUUGGGGGACCAGCCCUUGACUGAAGAGAGGCAGAGGAGCAUGGAGAAGUUGGAAGAGCUCUUGCAAGGACUGGGCUACCUGCCCAAACCACCCCAGCGCGGCAUCAUGCUAGCUGCGCUAGCCAAGUUCUUCCACGCAAACGGGCUUGGUCGGCUUACCAUCCGGCCUCUGCACGAGGGCCUCACGCAGGCUUUCUCGCUGAUGGAGAGGCCACCGGCUGGAGGUUGGGCUCCUGAUCCCAAGAAUCUGGCGUUUCUGAAGCCCAAGGAGGUCGAGGCAAAGAGUCCCGAUGAGGAAGCCACGCAGGGAGGGCCUCUCUUGACAUACAUCAGCGAAGACCUUGUUCAGCGAGUCCUCCGUCGCUUCGGGUACCUCCAGGCUGGCGAGGAAAGUCCGGGGCAGGUGAUGGAAGCCGUGGAGUUGUUCUGGGACCGGAACCGAAAGGAGCUCCAAAAGUGCGGCUGGCAAGCUAUGGAGGCCACACGCUCGGCGUCUGAUGCCCGGGAGACCUUGCACCAGAUCUUCACAGAGCCGCAUCGUCUUCAGGUCUGGCGCCGUGCCGCCAAGGAGGCCAGGCUCCGGCGCCGUCUGAAGGAAGUGGGUGAGAUUCGACAUGCAGAUGUGCCGCGGCCGGAGCUAGUGGAGGCCAUGCGCCGGCUGCUCCAAAUCCGAGCACCCAGGGAGGAGCUGCCCAAAAUCUAUGCUGCACAUGUGGCACGGUGCUUGCGGCACCUCGAAAGUGAUCCAAGCAGCCGCAAGUAG